AAGAAAACCUUAAGAUCCACAGCAAUGGCUUUCACUCGAUUCUCCAAGCUCGUAGUCGCUCUCGGUCUCGUUCACUUCAUUUCAGGUGGUUACUCGGCGACGUUUACGAUUACAAACAAGUGCAGCAACACGAUUUGGCCCGGCAUUUUGUCAAACGCCGGGACAGACCAGCUUUCGACUACCGGGUUUAUGUUACAACCCGGGGAGUCGAGCUCGAUUGCCGUCCCGGCCGCUUGGUCGGGUCGUUUAUGGGGGCGGAGUCUCUGCUCGCAGGACCCGACCACAGGGAAGUUUAGUUGCGUUACGGGAGAUUGUGGCUCCGGUACUGUAGAGUGUUCCGGAGGAGGAGCGGCGCCUCCGGCAAGUCUGGCGGAGUUCACCCUUAACGGAGCGAACGGGCUGGACUUUUACGACGUCAGCCUCGUGGACGGGUACAACCUCCCAAUGUUGGUUGAGCCCCAGGGAGGUACCGGAGGCAACUGCACCACCACAGGCUGCGUUGUGGACCUCAACGCCGGGUGUCCAUCGGAGCUGAAGGUCACGACGGCGAAUGACGGCGGCGUGGCGUGUAAAAGCGCGUGCGAGGCCUUUGGGGAUCCCAUGUAUUGCUGUAGUGGAGCUUACGCGACUCCUGACACCUGCACACCCAGCUCGUACUCGCAGUUCUUUAAAAAUGCGUGCCCUAAAGCUUACAGCUAUGCCUAUGACGACGGCACCAGCACCUUCACUUGUGCCGCCGCCGACUACCUCAUCACUUUCUGCCCUUCCCCCGCCACCAGUGUGAAGUCGGCAAAUAAUGGCCAAUUCCCUGUGGCGGCCGGCGUCUCAUCCGGUUCACGUCGUUCGAUACCAAACGUCGUCGUUUUCGUCACCGUCUUGGCGGCAGUUUGGCGGUUGCUGCCACCGCUAUUCUGAUUUCGCGGGUUUCAUACCAUUCAAGCAUCACUCGGAGACCGACUUAGGUUAGAUUUUAAGGUGGGCCCACGAGAUUUUGACGAAGAGCGGGAGCCAACGAUUCUGCUGACGUGGCGAGAGCAUUAUUUGCCCUAGAUUCAAUUUGCUAGGCAAAAGGGUUUAUUGAUAGAAACAAAGACAUGCAUCAAAAUAUAUACACGGUGAUCCACGUCCUUGGAAUUGAAAGGGGCAAAUCAGGAGCGUUGCUUUUUGCGGCCAUUUGAUGUUUUUUAAUUUUUUUGUUUUGUUGUUUUUAGAUUUAGAUUUUGUGAAAUAAAGAACAGGAAGGAGCUAGCUGAGGUAGAAUGUUAUUAGCUGGAAAUGCAAUUCUUUUUGCGACUAAUGCCAAAGAGAUGGAGCUAAUUAAUCUGAUGUAUUCUCCUUUAUGGUGUAUAUAUAUAAUUUGGGAGCUAGUGUUUAAUUUUUCUUUUGUUUGAUACUACUAUAUAUGAGACUAAUGAUUCUUAGCUA
This is a messenger RNA of Fragaria vesca subsp. vesca, 1425 nucleotides long. RefSeq names its product thaumatin-like protein 1-like. Bases 25 to 915 code for a protein of 296 amino acids. The record is from RefSeq and is a predicted model, not a curated record. Lineage: Eukaryota; Viridiplantae; Streptophyta; Magnoliopsida; Rosales; Rosaceae. Gene Ontology annotation, cellular component: extracellular region. The transcript has 3 exons. Gene Ontology annotation, biological process: defense response.